This is a messenger RNA of Bombus terrestris (buff-tailed bumblebee), 7604 nucleotides long. RefSeq names its product voltage-gated potassium channel subunit beta-2 (gene Hk). NCBI's taxonomy places the organism in Eukaryota, Metazoa, Arthropoda, Insecta, Hymenoptera, Apidae. Gene Ontology annotation, biological process: regulation of potassium ion transmembrane transport; potassium ion transport. The record is from RefSeq and is a predicted model, not a curated record. Gene Ontology annotation, molecular function: voltage-gated potassium channel activity; potassium channel regulator activity; transmembrane transporter binding. The coding region runs from base 2077 to 3420 and encodes 447 amino acids. Gene Ontology annotation, cellular component: voltage-gated potassium channel complex; cytoplasm. The transcript is spliced from 9 exons.
UAUUCGUAUACAAUAUUUGUAUAUGUAUACAUAUCUAUUUACCCAUAUACGUUUCAUGUUGUAUCGAUAAAAAGGAAAACAUAAAACGAGAUCAUAACCAGUGCGUCUGACAAGGAUUUAGUGAUAACGAAUUCAAGUUAUUCGAAAGAGAAAGAAAGAGAGAUAGAGAGAGUGAGAAAGGGAGGGAGAAGGAAAACGAUAAAUCGAUUGGUUUCCGAAUGAACUUAAGAAGAGAAAAUAGAAGGACGGAAGGACGAAACUAGGAAAAGAAGGAGACUUAGAGAAGAAGAAUAGAGCAAACGAUUAGAUGAUCCUAGUUCGGAGCAUAGGACAAAGGGUGGACGGGCGAGAAAUACAAUUUCAGGAGAGGCUCGAUGCGGCAAAUGCGGCGAAUGCGCUGAAUGCGUUGAAUGCGACGACGGUAACGUCAUGCGCUCUGAAAACAACCGCAACCCCCUGUGAGAAGAGACGAGGAAGAACGGUAGGGAUUAGGUGUACGCGGCGUGGUAGGAUACACGGUGCGCGAGCGCGGGCACGCGCGCACACGCGCAUUAAACCACCAAGGUACCCGUAGUGGAAGAGAGACGGGACAGCACGCACGCUCGUAGGUUCUGCUGUAAAGGAGGGAGCACAGUGCAUCGAAGUUAUGCAGUGUUGCUUACCACGUAGAAGGCAUAACACUCGCCGUUUCUACAAUAGGAUCCUAACAUUUUCAUAAAUUUUUUGUUCUACGUUUCGGUGUUUUCAGUUUUCCAACGUUCUCUUCUUUAUUGCUCUUCUUAACAAACGUUUCGUCAGUCUCACCGUAAAUCGCAACGUAAAAUCGAUUAUCCAGAGACGGGUAUUUCGACAGAAACACCGCGGAAGGCAAGUCCUAUUUGAAAGAGAAAUCGGAACGAGGAUCAUAAGGAUAGUUGGCGCCGAAUGUUUUUACCUACACGCGACUGACAACGAAGAUUAAUCUGGAAUUGGCGCACGACUUUUAAAUGAGAGGGAGAAAGAGAGAGAAUUGAAAUCAAAAAUUGGAUCGAGAGUAAAAUCAAGAUCAAGACUCGCAUUUGACAAGAAACGUCACGAAAGUUCAAGUCUGAAUUGGAAAAGAAAGCAGAGUUCGAAGCAAUAUAGUACAGAAUUACAUUAUGAUAGAAAAUGAGUUUGGAAUCGCUGAAUGAGAUUUCGUCGCAUUAACGUUGUAUCAGCUUGAUAUAUUACAAAGUUAUCAGUUGGACCAGUGGAUAAUCCGCAAAAAGUGGAUUUUUAGUGUCCGGCGUUGUUAGUGUCCGAUCUGGAGUUUAAUAAUCAUCGCGCCCUACCUCUCUCACCGCGCCACGCCAGCAAUCGUACCACAUAUCGAUACUCAUAUCGACCACCGUUCGUUUUUACGUAAUUACGUGUAGUUUUUAAAAUAAAUAUUCCGUGUCAUAGUGUUUGAAUAAUAUUCUGAUCGAACCAGGUAAAACCACAAAAGGAUUUUGCAGAACAUUUCGAUAUCACGUGACUAGUUGCGAACAGUACUUCCUUAUGUUCUUUACUGUGGUGCCUAAAUAACUUAAGUAAAGAAAAACUAGUGCCUAUAUAACGUAUAUGCGCAAUAAAUACAUAUAUCAAAUGCUGUGACUUGAAAACAUAGAACGACUCGUUAAAUCGAUUGGGAUCAUUCGAUGAACCAAAUCAUGGAUCAGUGAUACAGUGAUACUCGAGAUACUCGCGAUUUAUCUCGAUUUCAUUCUGUUAGAAUUUCAAUCGAAUCAGUCACACUCACAAUAAGAAUAUUACUCUUUAUUUCCGAAACGAAAUUUACAAUCAUCGCACUAGAACUAGGAUUAGGACCAGAAAAUAAUGUGAGUGAAAAUCGUCGAAAGAAAAUUAAUAUCGAAUUUGAAAUGCGAAUGAAAUUAUUAUGAAAUUACUCACAUUUUUCUCGGGGCUCGAAUGAACAAGCAUACUCGCAUUUGUCCGAUCUAGAUUUAAUCUUACCGCCUUCUCUUUGUAUCUCUUCGCAAUUUCCGUUCUCUUGAAACAUCUUCCGCUUCUAUCAUACAUACAUAUAUACAUAUAUAUCGAAGAUAUACAACAAUGUCUCGUUUAAUGUUGUGUAAUCUCGGCAAUACAUCCACGGCGGGAAAUGAUACAAAUAACAAUGCAAAUACGAAUAGUAGUAUGGAGGAUGAUGACUACUAUCCACUGCCAACUAUUUAUCGCUGCCGUGCACCUAUAGCGAGUUUGGAUUGCAUGGAAGAGUUCAACGGCGGCGGCGGCGGCGGCGGCGGUGGCGGCGGCGGUGGCGGUGGUGGCAAUGCCGUGGACUCUGGUGUACAUUGCAGUAAUACCACUGGAACGAAGGAACAGCUACUGACUAACUGCAUUGCCGCACAAGCGCAGCGCUUACAGCAUCCUUCGCCAGGUACAUGGACAACUUUCGGAAUAGGAGGUUGCAGUAAUGAGGAAACAGCUGAAGCUGUAGUUGCCCUCGCCUAUGACAGUGGAAUAAAUGUGUUCGAUCUGAGCGAAGCUCAUAGCGGUCAUAGAGCAGAAAUUCAAUUUGGGCGAAUUUUAUUACGACGUGCUUGGAAUCGUUCAAGUUACGUCGUUACCACCAAAAUAUAUUGGAACACGAAGACAGAGGGACGUGGAUUGUCACGAAAACACAUAAUCGAAUCGGUGCAAGCAUCUUUAGUCAGGUUACAAUUAUCGUACAUCGAUAUUGUAAUGAUUCACAAAGUAGAUCCUAUGUGUCCUAUGGAAGAAAUAGUACGUGCAAUGAACUACGUGAUAAGUAAAGGAUGGGUAAUGUAUUGGGGAACGUCUCGUUGGACCCCUGUCGAAAUUAUGGAAGCUUACACGAAUUGCCGUCAAUUUAAUUGUGUCACACCAAUCGUGGAACAAGCCGAAUAUCAUCUAUUUUAUAGAGAAAAACCAGAACUUUAUAUGCCAGAGUUGUACAAUAAAAUCGGUGUUGGUCUGAUGGCGUGGUCCACGGUUACGAUCGGCAUGGUUUCUUCGAAACCUGACGACUGUGGUGUAUCUUUUUUAUCGAGAUCUUCGUAUAAGAAUAAAUAUUCGUCAUUCAGUUGGACCGAAGACGAAACGCAAUCUUUGUAUAAAGAACAGGAAUACGGCUGGAAGGAAAAGUCAGCCGAUGACGAAACGCGAAAAUAUUCGGAUAAAUUGCGAGAUGUGUGUGCACUCGCCGAACGACUCGGUUGCUCUUUCGGACAGUUGGCCAUCGCGUGGUCUUUAAAGAAUGAAAGUGUUCAGUGCCUUCUCCUCGGUGCAUCAAACAUAGAUCAACUGUACGAGAGUCUUCAAAGUUUACAGCUAAUUCCAAAAUUGAACGCCAAUAUAAUGAACGAAAUUGAAAGAAUUCUUGAUAACAAACCGUCGCGACCUCCGAUGAUUUCAACAUUGGCGCUCAGAUGACAAUCAAUUUGCCCCCACGGAAGUGGUGGGGGCUCCUUAGAAGAUGGAGGCAGCCCAAAAAGCGAAGGUGCUAAUAGCCAAGAUCAAGAGCAGACGAAAGAGUUAACCGGCAAGCUACCAUUCUGCGAAAUACAAUGAAGUCACAUUAGUACGUGUACGUAAAUUUAUGCACAGCCUGAUCUUGGCCGGGUAAAAUUGGAUCGAUUAAAACCGAAUUCUAAGAUGAACUAAAAUGAAUGAAAUGAUGCCAAGCGAGAUCACACAAGAUUAAACGAGAAAGAAACAUUCGAAUAAGGCAUCUGCUGCACGUUCUAGGUGUCCGGCACGAAUAUAUUCACGUGAAAAUGAAUCGACGACAAUACUACUACGGUUACGGUUACGGUUACGGUUACGGUUACGGUUACGGUUACAGUUACGGUUACGGUUACGGUUACGAUUACGGUCACAGUCACUGUUACAAUUACCAUUACGAUUGCGAUUGCGGUUACGAUCGCGGUUACGUUCGAUAUUUCACGAUAAAUGUUCACGAAUAAAUUACAGACACGGUUUUCACACAUCUUUGAUGCAGCUGUACGAUUAUCCUCUUUGCAAUCUUCUUGGAAUAGGGACAUUUAAAUGCGGAAAAGAGAGGUUGAAGAUAACUGGAAAACUUUUUUGCGUACACUUCUUUCGUUUCGAAGAAAAGCGAUCGAAUACAAGUUUUCUAUGAAUGUACGACUUGAAUUUCUACCCAUGAUUCACUAUGCCAGGUGUUCAUUCGUAAAUUAGAUAGAAUAUCGUAAUGUCUUUAUUACAGCUGUGUAAGAUGAUAAGAUGAAUGCUUGUGGUUACUUUUUUCAGCUUCAAAGAAUUUCUUUUUUUCGUUUUCCAUAUUUUUCCUGCAAUUUAUCUGAGAAUAUUUAAUAAAGUACUGUAGCCGUUGGGAUUGAUAGUAAGCGAAUAGUCAUCUCUAUUGAGAUCGCAAACUGUCAAUAUUGAAUCGUUUCUCAUCCUUCCAAGGUUUUAUUCCUUUAUCCGUGUACAAGGCAAACCAAUAUAAGGAAAUACAAUGUGAAACUGGUCGGAAUUCACACGCAUAUACAUAUACAGCUACGCACGUACGUUCUCAUGCUAUAAUAUCUACGUUCGUGCGAGAUAGUUUUCGUAUGAUUGAUUAUACGAUUGAUUUAAUUCUCGAACGUGCGUAUACCAUUCGUAAUCACAGGUGGACAGCUAGCUCCGGUCAGCUAACUAGCCAUUCUGCUAGUUAACUACCCCAAACCAUAGCCAAGUAGCUAUGUAGGAUAGGUAAAUGACAUAGACGGAUAGUCUAUCAGUAAGUAGUCGUAGAUAGUUAAGGUAAAUAGUUAGAUAAGUAUGUAUAUACUUAGAUAGAUAGGGGUAUGAAAGGACGAAAGCGGGCAAGCGCGAUAAGUGAAAUUAUGUGAUAUAGAACGAAAAAAGAGAAUGCGUGUGACGCGAGGAAAAAGGUUUCAAUGGGUUUAUAGAUACGCGCAGAAAAAUCACGGUACAAGAAUAUUUCCGCUAUACGCUUAUUUCGUUCGAUUCGUUCGACUAUCUGCUAUCUCCCGCAAGAAUGUUAGAGCAAUAUUCUUUUCUUGCAUUUAGUUUUCCGAAUAAAAACCGUCCUAACGGCGCGACAGGCGCAAAGCCUCGUAGAACUAGUAAGAUCAUUUUCAAAUAACAUCGGUCACGAACCGACCAAUGUUGAAUAUUCCUGAAGACGAACGAUCCAUGUAUAUUUACCUUACUAAUCCGCAUAUACCAUUUCGUGUAUAUGGGGUGAAAACAACUGUGAGAAUAUCAUUAAAUAAAUAACGGAAGUGAAACAUGACACGUCAAGGAGAGAAAGGAGAGAAGAUCAGAGACAGUUCAAUGAAAUUCCAAUGAAAUUCGAAUAAGUGAUCAAACUUCGGGACAAAUAUGGGGACGGUGAUAUUACAGAAAUUAUCAACCGUUGCCGAUUGUAUAUAUGUAAAUCAUAAUUAACUGUUACGACUACGUUGCUAUUUAGUGACUCUUUGAUCCCUGGUAUGCAUUCGAAUAUAUAAUAAGUAGGUAUAUAUUCGAAUAUAAGUACUUAUAUUAUACAUUCGGAUAACAGGGAAUAAGACAGCAAACUCGUUAAUGGGGUCGGUUAGGUAGCUGCGCGAUUAGCUAUCGGUAAUUAAAAUGAUAAUGAUCGAACACCGAUCGCAGUGCUGGCUACGCUUUUGCCGAUUACGCUAAUUAUUUAGCGAUUUUUCAUCCAGGUUACGAUCUAUAUUUUCCACGAAAGUUUUUAUCGAAGCGUAAUAUAUUGUUAUAUAAUAUAUAUAUAAUAACUCGAUAAUACGAACAAAUGUGUACAGAAGCGUGCAAGUAUGUACAUAUAUUUGAUUUGCCGUGAUCUCGAAGACAUGGCAUCUAGGCAAACUAAAACGCGGUUACGCGACUUUUUGGGACAAUUCAAAAAGUUGGAAAAACUUGAGUCGAUAGGAAGAUAUCAAACUGCCAAAACGUCGAGCGUUUUGUCGUGAAUCAAAUGACGAGCCAUGAUACGAAUGAUCGUUAAAAUAUAUGAAAUGCCUCAACUGUGUUCCGCGCGAACAAAACAAUCCUCUGUAUAAUCGAUGAUAGUCGAUGUGAUUUGAAGAGAGAGCAGGUCGAUUAGCAAUGAAAGAACGAUUAGGUAUGGAAAUGGCUGGGAGGCAAAGAAAGUAGGGGAAGAGAAGAAAAAGGAAGGAUAGGUAAAGAAAGAGGUCGGAGAGUAGAAGCGAUACAGAAACGGCGAUGAUACGAUUAAUUACGAGUCAAAUGGAAAAUGUUCAAUGAAUAGACAAUCUUGAUCCUUUGCGGAUGUUUUUCAUCGCUUGAUCGCGUUACGUUCGAAUCAAGAUUGUUCGUUCGUUAUUUCGUUCGUUCAUUGAACGAAUUAAGAGAGAUUGUGUCCGAGAUUGUUACUCGUUUAAAAUGUAAGAUUUUAAAGAUUUUAUUCACGCGCCUUGUAGAUAGAUAGGUAGGAAAUGUGUACGAGAAAUCGGUAGGACAAUUACGAUACCGUCAUUAUUAUUGACCCGUUAUCGACGAUCAAAGAUGCGAAUAUUCGAAACGAAUUUCAUGCGCAUGAUUGUCAUAUAUAUACUUGCAUGUAUACACUACAUAGUGUACAUAGUCGGUCAUUGGUUAUCUUAUCCAGUCAAAUAGUAUACACUUUAUCGAAUAAUCUUCGUUUACGCGGCUAAUUGUUAUUGUUUAAUCAGAAAUUGCGAAAGCAUAAGGAAUUGUAUUAAUACCAACGAAAAAUCGAUCGGACUGUGAUUAAAUCGAUCGGUCUUCCAUUUAUUAUUAUGGAUGGAGUUCGUAAUUUGAUUUAAUCGACUAUCAGUAAGGAUGGCCACGAACACAUAAUCGAAUCGAAUCGUAUCAAAUUGAAUCGAACCCGACUACGUACAUAGAAUCGCGACAGUCGAUUAAACAAUCGAUGCUGAAUAGGACACGUGUAUAUGUAGGCAAUAUUCGUAUAACUGUGUCAUGUGCGUGUUGCAUAAUACCAAGUACUGACACGAAAAAAGAAUAACCGCUCUUGCGAAGCUGUAGCAUCUUUUUAAAUUGUCGAUGAUACGAGUACGCAUCUACCUAUCUAUAUUUCUAUAUUAAUUUAUGAUACAACCGUCGAAAUACAAUGAGAUCGAAUUCGAAUAAAAGUGUUCAAUACGAACGUACUUUUUGGUCAACUAUUUUGUCAAUAAAGAAAUAAUAUGCACGAAAAUUUCAUCUAGAUGGCAUUACCAGUCACAUAUAAUGUAUAUAACUUGUCCUCCGCGGGUAUACAUAUUUUCUCAACGUAUUUCUCAACGACAAAAUCCCUAAAAUUAUAGGGGCCAAAAGGGGUUUGAUCGUUACUCCGAUCACUAUCUUGUGAUCUUCGAUCUACCUUCUAUCUUCUUCUACCGACUUCCUUCUUCUUUUCCCGAAACCACGAUCGUAAAUUUGUGAAAUGGAAAAAACAGCGCGGCGUUUCAUUCAAUAAAUAAUUUAAUGCUCCAAAAAAUGUAAAACACACAUACACACACAUACAUUUUCAUAAGACGGAACAUUUUCUCAAAGUCUUUCGAAAUCUUAUACGAACGUUCUAAGCAAUGUAUCAAGUAUUUAGGGGACUAUUUUGAAAGAAUUAUAAAUAAAAGAAACACGUUACCCUA